AUGGACGGCAAGAGACACCCAAGCUCGUUCCAGCAGCUCGAGAAGCUUGGCGAGGGCACCUAUGCUACCGUGUUCAAAGGUCGUAACCGGCAGACUGGAGAGCUUGUCGCUCUCAAAGAAAUCCACUUGGACUCGGAAGAAGGCACCCCGUCGACGGCGAUAAGAGAGAUCUCGCUCAUGAAGGAGCUGAAGCACGAGAACAUUGUCGCCCUCCACGAUGUGAUCCACACCGAGAAUAAGCUGAUGUUGGUGUUUGAAUACAUGGAUGGAGAUCUUAAGAAAUACAUGGACACCCAUGGCGAUAGAGGCGCCCUCAAGCCUCAUCAGAUCAAGUCGUUCAUGUAUCAACUGCUGAGAGGCAUCGACUUCUGCCACCAGAACAGAGUUUUACAUCGAGACCUGAAGCCUCAGAAUCUCCUAAUUAACGGCAAGGGACAGCUGAAGCUUGGCGAUUUCGGCCUUGCUCGUGCCUUCGGCAUUCCCGUCAACACGUUCUCGAACGAGGUGGUCACGUUGUGGUAUCGCGCACCAGAUGUCCUUUUGGGCAGCAGAACGUACAACACCAGCAUUGACAUCUGGUCUGCGGGAUGUAUCAUGGCGGAAAUGUACACCGGCAGACCACUGUUCCCUGGCACAACAAACGAGGACCAGAUUAUUCGUAUCUUCCGCAUCAUGGGAACCCCAACCGAACGAACCUGGACUGGCAUUACGCAAUUCCCCGAGUACAAACCCACUUUCCAGAUGUACGCCACUCAAGACCUUCGUCAGAUUCUUCCUCAGAUCGAUCCUACUGGCAUCGAUUUGCUCCAACGAAUGCUGCAGCUACGCCCCGAACUUCGCAUCAGUGCUCACGAAGCCCUCAAGCACCCCUGGUUCAACGAUAUCGUCAUGCAACAGCAUCAGCAGCAAGCUUUGCAAGCACAAGCUAGAGCCUACCCGGGACAAGGGUCUUACGAAAAUUACUGA
This is a messenger RNA of Colletotrichum tamarilloi, 966 nucleotides long. RefSeq lists its product as uncharacterized. Lineage: Eukaryota; Fungi; Ascomycota; Sordariomycetes; Glomerellales; Glomerellaceae. The record is from RefSeq and is a predicted model, not a curated record. Gene Ontology annotation, cellular component: cytoplasm; nucleus. Gene Ontology annotation, biological process: protein phosphorylation. The transcript is spliced from 2 exons. Gene Ontology annotation, molecular function: cyclin-dependent protein serine/threonine kinase activity; ATP binding. Bases 1 to 966 code for a protein of 321 amino acids.